Blepharisma stoltei is the source of this 261-nucleotide messenger RNA. The record is from the annotation of a GenBank genome assembly. Lineage: Eukaryota; Ciliophora; Heterotrichea; Heterotrichida; Blepharismidae.
AUGCAAUGCUAUGAUGAGGCAAUAAAACUUGAACCCAAUAAUCCUUUGCAUUUCUGCUGGCGAGCAAGACUAUUUAAUAAUCUCAAACAAGAAGAAGCGGCUUUGCAGGACUUUAGCAAGGCUUAUCAUUUGAAGCAAGGAAAUCAAGUAAAUGGUGUUUUCACUGGGAAUGAAUGGAAGCUUUCUAGAAAAGAUAUCAAUUUUAUUAACGACGUAUUAGGCCGAGACCGUAUUGAACUACUUCAAAAAAUGCAGAUUUAG